AGCUCCCCAGAGCAUCAAAGAUGCGGUGGGAACAUUCUUGAUUGUGCUCAGUGGAGGCUGCAAAGAUGGCAGAGGAGUGCUCGGUUGUUGUUGGUGUGCGAAUCCGCCCUUUCAAUGACAGAGAGAAGGCACUCAACGCUCAGCUAUGUGUGGACGUGGACGGGCCAACCACCAUUCUUCAGAACCCGCCAGAAAUGGCAAUCGAGUCUGGAAAGGGGAAGGAAGCAAAGCGGUUUACAUUUGAUGCUUCCUUUUGGAGCCAUGAUGGUUUCGAAGUUGGUGGUGACGGAUAUUGUUCCGCAGCACCUGGGAGCAGGUAUGCUGAUCAAAGGACGGUCUUCGAGACCUUUGGACGCCGGAUUUUGGACAGCGCUUGGGAAGGGUAUCAUUGCUGCCUCUUCGCGUAUGGCCAAACCGGCGCUGGCAAGAGUUAUUCCAUGGUCGGCUACGGUGCCAACAAGGGCAUCGUGCCGAUUUCAUGCGAAGAGAUCUUCAAGAGAAUAUCCGCCAACACUGACUCAAACCUGACAUAUGAAGUUAUGGUGUCAAUGGUGGAAAUCUACAAUGAGCAGGUUCAGGACCUGCUUGUCCCUCCAAAAGAUCGACCAAAGAAGGGUCUCGAAAUUCGCGAGUCACAACAGCUCGGAAUCUACAUCGGUGGCGUUUCGCGGCGACCGGUGGAUUCAUACGCUUCGAUUGAGGCCGUUGUCGAGGAAGGGACGGAAAACCGGACUGUGGGUGCCACCUUGAUGAAUGCCACCUCAAGUCGAGCCCACACAGUCCUGACAAUUGAGUUUAAGCAAGUCUCACAGGCAGGUGGCCAGCAAGGCCAAAAGUUGUCCUUGAUCAAUUUGGUGGAUUUGGCUGGGAGUGAGAAGGCCGGACAAACAGGUGCAAGCGGGGACAGAUUAAAGGAAGGUUGUGCUAUCAACAAGUCACUGUCGGCAUUGGGCAAUGUCAUCGAAAAACUUGCAGACAAAGCUAUGGGGAAAGCCAAGCCAAAUGCUGUAAUUCCGUAUCGUGACUCCAAGCUCACCCGUUUGCUCCAGAAUGCUUUAGGUGGUUCAAGCAAGACAGUGAUGAUUUGCCACUUGGUCAAACUACGAAGAGACGCUCUCAACCUUGAGAUAUGCGGAUCGAGCGAAGAGGAUCAAGAAUUCUGCGACCAUCAAUGAAAACCCACAGGACAAGCUCAUCCGCCAGUUGCGCGAAGAGAACGAAAAGCUUCGCAAUAUGGUUGGUGGAGGGUCUCCAGGAGGAAAGACUGGGCCAUCUGAUGAGGAAAUGAUGCUGAAACAAUCCGAAAUUGCAGCCUUGGAGCAGGCUUUGCAGGAAAUGCAGAAGAGCUUUGCUGAGAGACUGGCCGAACAAAAGGCUGGUGCCAAGAAGGAAAAGUCCUCAGAGAUAAAAUUCCCGCACAUUGCCAAUUUGAACGAGGACUUGCUACUCACAGCGAAGCUGAAGUUUGCAUUCAAGG
Molecule: messenger RNA, 1477 nt
Organism: Durusdinium trenchii
Lineage: Eukaryota; Dinophyceae; Suessiales; Symbiodiniaceae
Source: the annotation of a GenBank genome assembly